Messenger RNA from Chrysoperla carnea, 1920 nucleotides. RefSeq names its product twinkle protein, mitochondrial (gene mtDNA-helicase). The transcript is spliced from 7 exons. Lineage: Eukaryota; Metazoa; Arthropoda; Insecta; Neuroptera; Chrysopidae. Gene Ontology annotation, molecular function: 5'-3' DNA helicase activity; ATP binding; single-stranded DNA binding. Bases 16 to 1920 code for a protein of 634 amino acids. Gene Ontology annotation, cellular component: mitochondrion. Gene Ontology annotation, biological process: mitochondrial DNA replication. The record is from RefSeq and is a predicted model, not a curated record.
UGUUCAUUUGUUUUGAUGAUACGCAAUAAACAAAUGAAGUUUAUCAAAAUAGUUUUAAACUAUCGUUGUUUAAAAUUUCAUAGUUUUGUACGUUUCAAGCAUGAUAUCCAAGUUGACGAAUCGACCUUAGUUUCAUCAACGCAUAUCAAAAAGAAAUUAAAAACUUUGGAUUUACCCUAUGAUGAUGGUUACACGUGCUUCAUAACGAAUUGUGUUUUAUGUUCUCCAGCUUCGAAAAAAGCUUCUAAAAAAUUAUUCAUAAAUAAAGUAUCAGGUUUAUAUUUAUGUACUUGUAUGAAAUACAGUGGAAAUUGGGAUAAAUUCGAAAAAUAUUUUGAUAGUAAAAAGAAUGCGAAAUCAUCGAAACAAAUUUCGGCAUUAAAAGAAGCACUUGCUAAUGAUACAAGUCAAUAUAACAGUAAAUGGGAAGAAAUUUCAAAGCGUUCAAAAACCUUCAAUGAAAUUAGUGAUGAUGAAUUUUCUGAAAUCAUUAAACAUUUUAAUUUUCCUAUCCAUCGCAAAAACACGUUUGAAACAAUCGAAGCUAGAAUAGAUGAAACAAAAAAAAUUUUAUAUUUUCCAUUUACUAAUACGAAUUCAGAAGUUAUUGGCUAUAAAAGUUUGAAAUUAAAAUCUGGUGAAGAAACUACAUAUCCAGAAACAGAUUGCCAUGGAAUAUUAAUUACGAAAUCCACAAAAUCUUCGUCAGCGAUACUUGUAAAUAGAAUAGUUGAUCUAGUCAAUCUUUCUCAAUAUAAAUUAAAUAUCGAUAUAAUUUGCUUACCAUAUGGUAUUAAAAAUUUACCUCAACAAAUUUUGCCACUUUUUGAAAAUUAUGAAAAAUUAAUUAUUUGGUUUGGUCAUGAUGUUAUUUCAGUAGAAGCAGCGAAACAAUUUGCGAAGAAACUUGAAGAAAAACGAUGUUUUAUCGUCAGAUCGAAUGAUAAAUGUGAUCUUCCGUCGUUGGUUACAAGUACUGGUGAUCUGAAAAAAAUUAUGUCUUCAGUAACACCUGUAUGGCAUAAAUCUAUAACAACAUUUGGAGCAUUACGACAGGAUAUUUUAUUUGAUUUAAAAAAUAUUGAACGAGUUCAGGGCGUCAAAUGGACUAGAUAUCCGACAUUAAAUCGUAUUUUAAAGGGACACCGUCGGGGGGAGUUAACAGUCUUAACAGGACCGACUGGUUCUGGGAAAACAACUUUUAUAAGUGAAUAUUCCUUAGAUUUAGCUAUGCAAGGUGUAAAUACUUUAUGGGGUAGUUUUGAAAUAAGAAAUGCUCGUCUUGCUCGUACAAUGUUGCAACAAAUGGUUGGAUUACCUUUAGAGGAACAUUUGGAUCAAUUUGAUGUAUGGGCGGAUAAAUUUGAACAGUUACCCAUAUAUUUUAUGACAUUUCAUGGCCAACAAUCUAUUAAAAUUGUGAUGGAGGCAGUUGAACAUGCAACAUAUGUACAUGAUAUUUCACAUGUAAUUAUUGAUAACGUACAAUUUAUGAUGGGAACUGGAGAUGAUACCAAACACAUGGAUCGAUUUUGGAAACAAGAUGUGAUAGUUUCAGCAUUUCGAACGUUUGCUACGAAAAAAAAUUGCCAUGUUACAUUAGUUAUACAUCCACGAAAAGAACGUGAUGCCGAUGAUUUAACGAUUAAUUCGAUAUUUGGUGGUGCCAAAGCUUCACAAGAAGCAGAUAAUGUUUUAUUAAUACAAGAUAAACGACUUUCUUCCAUACGUGGGAAAAAAUAUCUUCAGGUGACGAAAAAUCGAUAUAGCGGUGAUUUAGGUGUAAUUCCAUUAGAUUUUGACAAAUCUGGCCUCAGUUAUUGCCAAAAGAAGAAAAAAAGUGACGACAAAGGAGAUGUUGAAAAAGUUGAUGUAAAAAGUGAUGUAAAUAUUGCAUGUUCUAAAACGUUAAUUGGUUAA